Molecule: messenger RNA, 2560 nt
Organism: Propithecus coquereli (Coquerel's sifaka)
Lineage: Eukaryota; Metazoa; Chordata; Mammalia; Primates; Indriidae
Gene: NYAP2
Product: neuronal tyrosine-phosphorylated phosphoinositide-3-kinase adaptor 2
Exons: 6
Coding region: 593-2560 (655 amino acids)
Biological process (GO): neuron projection morphogenesis; phosphatidylinositol 3-kinase/protein kinase B signal transduction
Source: RefSeq, a predicted model, not a curated record
GUGGCAAUGAGAAAGAGCAUCUUUUUGGCUGAAAGGAGACAUUUAGAAAAGAUGAUUCUGAUUUUCUGUUUUCAUUUAUUUUUGUCUUCACAGAAUAUAGCCAAAUGAGGUACCUUAGCCAGUCUGGUGAUUGCUUCGGGUCUUGUAAUCAUCUGUGUAGCAAAGUGGGUAAAAUCAUUCAAUUUCUUCCCUGCUGGACCUGGAAGGAGAGGGGCUGUGUGCUCAUCCCCACCCAUUAGCUAUGCCCUGUUUUCUCUGAAUGUCGAUUUAAGGAACAAGCACCUGUCUUCUGCCAGUGCAUCUUCCUACCAAACUUUAAAGACAAUUUUACCUGAUAGGAAGGACAUCGGGAAUGCUCUGAUCUAGUGAUGAAGAAUCUGGGAGUCGACACUUUUCCCAUCCAGAUACAAUGCACUUUAAUUGAAGAAAAACUGAGCUGAACUACAAGUCUAUUUCUUAUGGUGCUGGAUUACUCCUACAGAACUGCCCUGAGAUCAGCCGUGAGAGAGGGCUCUGACAGACACAAGUCACCUUCUGAUUAUUGCACUUAGCUCUCCCUGGGGACUUAAAUUUUGGAAGUGCUCUUUUUUACAUGAUAUCCUCCAAGAUGAUGAGUUCUAAUCCUGAGGAAGACCCUUUGGACACAUUUCUCCAGUAUAUUGAGGAUAUGGGGAUGAAGGCAUACGAUGGCUUGGUUAUUCAGAAUGCAUCAGACAUUGCUCGAGAGAAUGAUCGCUUGAGAAAUGAAACAAACCUGGCCUAUUUGAAGGAGAAGAAUGAAAAACGCCGAAGACAAGAAGAAGCAAUAAAGCGCAUAGGUGGAGAAGUAGGGCGAGGCCACGAAGGAAGCUACGUGGGCAAACACUUCCGCAUGGGAUUCAUGACAAUGCCUGCUCCUCAGGACAGACUGCCCCAUCCUUGCUCCAGUGGCUUUUCCGUGAGAUCACAGUCCCUGCAUUCGGUUGGGGGCACAGAUGACGACAGCAGCUGUGGCUCCAGGAGGCAACCACCACCCAAACCCAAGCGGGACCCCAGCACCAAGCUGAGCACCUCCUCGGAGACGGUGGACAGCACAGCAGCCAGUAAGAGCGGGAAACCCCCCGAGAGGACGGAAGUAUCGACCAAACCGAGACCCCACAGUGAUGAAUAUUCCAAGAAGAUUCCUCCUCCCAAACCGAAACGGAAUCCAAACACUCAGCUUAGCACAUCUUUCGAUGAAACGUACGUCAAAAAGCAUGGGCCCAGGAGGACGUCCCUCACCCGGGAUUCCUCCCUGUCCCACGUCGGCAGCCCCGCGGGAGACCCAGAGGAAGAGGAGCCCGUGUACAUCGAGAUGGUGGGGAACAUCCUCAGAGACUUCAGGAAAGAGGACGACGACCAGAGCGAGGCGGUCUACGAGGAAAUGAAGUACCCCAUUUUUGACGACUUAGGCCAAGAUUCCAAAUGCGACUUUGACCAUCACAGUUGUUCUUCACAGUGUGCUACUCCCACGGUGCCUGACUUGGACUUCGCCAAGUCCUCAGUGCCAUGUACUCCCAAGGGUUUGCUUUGUGACAUCCCCCCGCCCUUCCCCAACCUGCUUUCUCACAGACCCCCACUGCUGGUGUUCCCACCAGCCCCCGUGCACUGCUCCCCCAACUCUGACGAGUCUCCGCUGACCCCGCUGGAGGUCACCAAGCUUCCCGUGUUGGAAAACGUGUCUUACAUGAAGCAGUCGGCUGGAGCGUCUCCGUCCUCUCUGCCGUCUCACACCCCCGGCCACGCCAAACUGGACAAAGACCAGACGGGAGCCCUGGGAGCCGCCUCUGCCACUGCUGUGCUGUCCUCGUCUCCUCCGCCCCCUUCCACUCUGUACCGAACCCAGUCUCCGCACGGCUACCCUAAAAGUCACUCCACCUCUCCCUCCCCGGUGAGCAUGGGGAGGUCCCUGACGCCCCUGAGCCUCAAAAGGCCUCCUCCCUACGACGCUGUGCAUUCGGGCAGCCUCUCAAGGAGCUCUCCAUCAGUGCCUCAUGCCACCCCCAGGCCAGUGUCGCAAGACGGGGCCAAGAUGGUCAACGCCUCGGUGAAUACUUACGGGGCGGCGGCCCCGGGCGGCUCUCGCUCGCGAACACCCACCAGUCCUUUGGAAGAACUGACCAGCCUCUUUACCUCAGGACGGAGCCUGCUGAGGAAGUCGUCGUCCAGCGGCCGCCGCUCCAAGGAGCCCGCAGAGAAAUCAACAGAGGAGCUGAAAGUCCGAAGCCACAGCACGGAGCCAUUACCAAAGUUGGACAACAAGGAGAGAGGCCACCAUGGGGCAUCUUCCUCCAGAGAGCCUGUCAAAGCUCAGGAAUGGGAUGGAACACCAGGUCCACCUGUGGUCACCAGUAGAUUGGGAAGAUGCUCUGUGAGCCCCACCUUGUUGGCAGGAAACCACAGUUCAGAGCCUAAAGUAAGCUGCAAAUUAGGCCGGUCUGCCUCGACAUCAGGUGUGCCUCCUCCGUCAGCCGCUCCUCUCAGGCAAGCCAGCGACCUGCAACAGAGCCAGGUACCAUCAUCGUUAGCCAAUCGUGAUUGA